AUGUCUGCCGGAAACCCUUCGGCAGCCUUGCUCGUCGAGACGGCCAAGAAGCUCGCAGCCAUUCAGGCCGUCGACCAGCACCUCUUGCCGUCUCAUCGGUACGUUGGAAUCGGCUCUGGAAGCACCGUCGUCUACGUUGUAGAGGCCAUUGUCGCCAAGGGUCGUGAUUUCUACGGUCCCAUGACUUUUGUGCCUACUGGCAGUCAGUCCAAGGGCCUCAUCCGUGCGGCGGGGUUGACUCUGGCGAACCUCGAUGAGCGGCCCGUUGUGGAUGGCAAGCUGGUCGAUCUCGACGUUUCCUUCGACGGCGCAGACGAAGUUGACGACGAUCUCAACCUCAUCAAGGGUGGCGGCGCCUGUCUCUUCCAGGAGAAGCUAGUUGCCAUCGCCGCCAAGCAGUUUGUUGCCGUAGCCGACUACCGUAAGCAGUCGCCGCGCCUAUGCACCAAGUGGAAGUCGAUCCCCAUCGAGGUCCUUCCCCUCGCUGCCCCGGAUGUUCUUGUCCGACUCCAGGCCCUUGGGUCUCUCAACCCUGUCAUCCGCGCUGGUCUUCCUAGCAAAGCGGGCGAGUGCGUAACUGACAACGGCAUGUGGAUAAUCGACGCCCCUUUCCCGCCACUGCUGCUACCCAAGGAUCUAAAUGCUGAAGUUGAUGGUUCCGGAAAGGACGGCAAGUGGGAAAUCAGCAAGCUCGCCAAGGAGCUACUAGGUACCCCGGGAAUUGUCGAGAUCGGCUUGUUUCACGGUUUCAAUGGCGACGAAGCUGUAACACUGCAAAAAGUUGGCCAAGCACAGAAGCCGGUGGCAGCUUACUUUGGAACUGCUGAGGGAACUGUUGAUGUACAGAGGGCGAAGUAG
Messenger RNA from Geosmithia morbida, 858 nucleotides. Its product is annotated as ribose 5-phosphate isomerase A. Gene Ontology annotation, cellular component: intracellular membrane-bounded organelle. The transcript has 2 exons. Gene Ontology annotation, molecular function: ribose-5-phosphate isomerase activity. The record is from RefSeq and is a predicted model, not a curated record. NCBI's taxonomy places the organism in Eukaryota, Fungi, Ascomycota, Sordariomycetes, Hypocreales, Bionectriaceae. Gene Ontology annotation, biological process: pentose-phosphate shunt, non-oxidative branch; D-ribose metabolic process. Bases 1 to 858 code for a protein of 285 amino acids.